ACCGAUAGCGACGAGUGUGCUAUGCUAUAGCCGCGGACGGACAGACACGCAUUGGCAGCGCUGACGCUGGCAGUUGAGCGGUGUACGUGAACGUGAGUGGACGUUAUUGCCACGCCGAUUUGGAAUCGUUUAAUCGUGCAUUCGAGCAGAUACAAAACGUAUCGGCGACCGUGUUUAGUUUCUCGUGCGUGUGACGACGACGGCGACGAGUAGGCAGUAAGCGGCCGUCGUAACGUGUAUAUGAAGUGUGCGGUGAAUACAAACAUACAUAGAUACAGCGUAGUGAAUUUGUGAGUGAGUGUGUGUAGAUUGGUCGUUUUUGAUCUCAUAAUUCGAGGGUGAAAAGCGAAAAACUUGUUUGAAAUAUAAUUGCGAACGAACGGAAGAGGUAGUAAGAACGCUGCUACAAACACAUACAUACAUAUAAUUUUCUUUCAUUUCACUUGUAAUUGCCGCCGUGGCAAACAAAUUGCAACAAAAUCGAAAAAUUCGCUAACAGUUUUAUGCCAACAACGACUGUUGCACGUGGCAAGGCGGCAAGAAAUCAAAUUGCAAAAAAAAACAACAAAAACAACUUGCAUGCAAACUUACUUGCGCGCAAGAAAUAUCAGAAAGACAUAAAAACAAAACAAAAUCGUGAAGUUUCUUAGCUACGCCCGUUACACGAGUCAGCGACGCAUUGUUGUUGCUAUUUGUUUUAACAAUUUUUUCGAAGUGUGUGUGCUUUCUUCUCAACAACUCGACGCGCGCUGCAGCUACAUCAUUAAAAAGUUUGCCAUUCAAAAGCAGAAACAACAGCAAAAAAUUAAAAUAAAAUCAACGGCAAGAACAGCAACAAAAAUAAAAGCAACAACAUCUUGUGCCUGUACAACAAGCACCGUUCAAUAGGCAUCAAACAACACGCGCGCAACUCGAGCGCAUUGCGGCAUAGCUGGCCGCUAGAAGAAAUAGCAUAAACACAUACAUACACGCAUAUGUAAAGAAGGUGCUACGAGCAAGCUUACCUCAGCUAGGGUUGCAAAAAUCCGCCCAUUUCUGCAGCAUUGUAUAUUUAUUUGGCGCGUCCGCAACCACUCGUGCGAAAUCAUCGACAAGCAGCUAUCGGCAGGCGUACAACAGCUCCACCCACGCAUCAUCAACUGUUGCGUUGUUGUUGUUUUUGUACGUGCUAUCAUCCGACCAGUGCUGCCCUGCUGCAUUUUGUGGAUAAUUAGUUUCUUUUGAUUUGCAGUCACGUUGAAAAAUUGGUAGUCAUUGAGCACUUGAGCGCUUGAGCAGUGAAGCACUUACAAUUUCAUGGCUUCAAUGUGCCUUUUAUUCGUUUAAGUUCACGGCAAAGCAUUGCAAUAAAAAAAGCGUAUUGCAAAAACAAAUAUGCGUGUUGACAAUUAUGGGCGCAUAUGUAAAUUAAAUAAGUGCAACAACAACUACAAUAAAAACACAAUAACAACAGUAAUAUGCUGUAAUAAACUUUAUAACAAAAGCAAUCAUAAUAAUAACAAGAACUGUCAAAAUAGUAACCAAAACCCGUAACCACUUGAUAAGUGCAGCUGUGGCAAGGCAAAGUGCCAAAAAAAAUAACGUUUAAACCGAUCAAAUUAAGAAUCAUUAAAAUAUAUACACGCGCAUACACAGGCGUACAAUUAAGUGCGUAAUUGGAGAGAUUGCCAACAAAAAUACAGACAAUCAAACACACGAUUAUAUAAGAAAGUUGUAAACAAGGCUUACUCUUCGAAUGAAGUUUCAAAAUAAACAAAAUACAUGUCGAAGCACUUGACAUAGCCCAGAAACAACGCACAACAACAGAACGUAUGUUCAAAACAACAGAAUUCUCGCUAUAAAAACAUAACCACGAGGUCAACUAACUAAUAACGGUAACAAACUAUAUAAAGCUAAAAGAACAAAUUCGAAAAUGGCAACGACGCAUUCACAAAACCGGCGAAGUACCGUAACAGCUCCUUACCAACAGCGAGUGUACAUGAAAAGUAGAUCUCUUGCGCACACAACACACUGCACACUUCUGAGCUGUCUCUGCGUGCUCACGCUACUAGUGGCGUCGACGAAUGCAUUGGCGAAUUGCCCAAGCAGUUGUCAGUGCGACGAUGACACUUUGGUGGUGAAGUGCGGCGAAGGCACGCUAGAUGUGCUGCCCAUCACACUGAAUCCUUUCAUACAGCGCUUGGUCAUACAAACUAAUAACAUCAAGACCAUCGACUCAUCGCUGCAAUUUUAUGCGGAGCUUUUGUUCCUGGACCUCUCCUACAAUGACUUGGUCACACUGCCGAUGCGUACAUUUCAGUUCCAACGCAAGCUGCAAGAGCUGCAUUUGAAUCAUAAUAAAAUCGGCCAAAUUAGUAAUAUGACCUUUGUGGGCUUGGCCGCAUUGACGGUGCUCAAUUUGCGUGGCAAUCUGCUGGCCGAGCUCGAACAAGGGACCUUUGCGAAAAUGUCAAAACUGGCGGAAUUGAAUUUGGGCCAAAAUCGUAUCAAUCGCAUUGAUCCGCAUGCAUUUGAUGGUUUGGUGAAUCUACGUACACUCUAUCUGGAUGACAAUACAUUGACUACAGUGCCGGCGCCUAGCAUAUUCCAAGCCAUGCCCAAUUUAGCUGAGCUUUAUUUGGGCACUAACUCAUUUACGUCCAUACAAGCGCAAGCUUUUAUUGAUCUCAAAGGAUUGACACGCUUGGAUUUACGCGGAGCUGGCUUACACAAUAUCUCCGCCGAAGCAUUGAAGGGCUUAGAAGGAUUGCGGUACUUAGAUCUAGCCGAUAACCGGUUACCGGUGGUACCGACAACUGCGCUAAGUCACUUGGAAAGACUAGAGGAACUACUGUUGGGGCAGAAUGAUUUCGAGGUGAUUGGCAAUGGCGCUUUUGGUGGACUAACGCAGUUACGAAAGCUGGAAAUUACAGGCGCACAGCGCUUGCGUAGUGUGCAAAAUGGCGCUUUUAGCGCCAACACCAAUCUGGAACAUUUAAAUCUUUCAUCCAACAAAAUGUUGCAGGAAGUGCAGGAGAACGCUCUGGGAGGACUGCCACACCUGCAUCAUGUCAUACUUAAAGAAAAUGAUCUGCAUACGCUUGCCGAGGGACUCGUACCAUGGACCGAUCUACAAACACUCGAUCUCUCUGACAAUCCGAUAGUUUGCGAUUGUCAAGUGUUGUGGCUGCGAAAUUUGCUUGUCUCUAAGAACUCCACCACUGACAAGCUCAUCGACGUGAUGUGCGUUUAUCCCGAGCCUAUGCGUAAAGAGCCACUGGCGCAGCUUUCCCCAGCUAUGCUCGGCUGCUCGCAUAGUGACACAAAACAACAGGCGAUGAUCAUAGUGGUUGUUGUUGUUACAACAGCUACCAUAACCGGCUUGUUGUUGCUGAUUUAUGGCUGUCGCCGACGCAUACGGGAGACGCUCAAAGGCGGUUGGGGCAAUUCAGCGUUGGGUCGCAAAGAGCGCGAGUACCAGAAGACUUGCUCGGACGAAGAGUACAUGACGCGGCAGCAACACCCUUGCAGCCUCAGCAUACAACCAACAAUGCAAUUCACCAACAGUGUCGGUUACAAUAUGCAACAGACGCAACCGUAUAUGGGCUCCCGGCCCAUACCAGUCACCGAACUAUAGCUAGAAGCACCACCCCCACCUCCACAUCGAGGUUGGGGUACCUCGACGGCGACGGUGAAUGCCAAUAAUGCAACAACAACAACAACGACUGCCACAAACACCCUACAACAAUUGCAAGUACCGAAUGGUGUACAUGCUAAUGGCACACUGCCCGCCGAAUUGCAGUCGCCUUUCGUACAACUCAGCCAGAUACACAUGAUGACGAACAACAACACAACCAGCAACAGCAAUACCGUUAAUAAAAUCCCCAACGGUAAACCGCCGCCACCACCGCCACAUGCACAUGCACUGUCUUCGUUGCCACGCUUCGGCAGCGCACGUCGUGAGCCGAAGUCUCACGAACGCGCUGAAAGUUCGCUCUCCCACGAGCCACCCUACAGCCAGCAUCUUACCAAUCAAAACGGACAACGCACGACCACAGCCGAUCGUUACUUACGCCUCACGCAAGACCAUUUCAAUCACAAUCACGGCCCCUACGGCAGCAUUGGUAGCAACAAACACGCUAACACGUUGAGUGGCGAGCGCUCACCGCGUGAGAGUGAGUGUAAUUACAUACACAACAAUUCGCAUUACUCGCUGCCCUUGGAUCAUGCAUUGAGUGCCGUUACACCUACACCGACGCCACCGCCUCCAGCGUUGCCCGUGCGCAAUGGGCAGCUAAUGCCGCUUAGCAGCAACAACACAGGCGUGCAGCGUAUGCCCGCUUACAAUAACAACAAUUGUAGUAAUGGUUAUGCAACGAUAGGCGGUGGCGGCAAUCAUUUUGGCGGUGGCGUAGCCAUUGGUGUCGGUGGCAACAACAAUAAUGGUAGUUUAAGACGUUAUCACUGAUAUACGCUUAAGGGCGGUUGGUGCGGCACAAGCCGCAGCGCCUACUAUGAGAAAUACGAAUGCGCCUAUGAACAUCCGGUGGUGGCAAAUCGGAACAGCUUCGAGAUGUGUACGUUUGUGAGACCAUAAGAGAGAUGAGGGCAGUUAGAUUAGCGUUAGGAACAUGAAGGAAAGGUAGUCUGAAGGGAAUUUUAUAGCUACUACAUGGCCUACAUUGAAAAAAUGGUUGGGUGAGGUCUGGAGCUGGAAAAAUAAACACGAGCAUAAAUUUUAAGGAAACUGUCGACAACCUUUUUGAGAUACAUUGUGUAAAACAGUUCUGGAGGAACAAACACUGCCAUCUAACAAAUAAAUUGCAAAAUCCAAAUUUAUAUUGAAAUUACAAUAGAGUUAGAGUAGAUUUGAUACAUUAUUUCAUCCAUAAAUGUUUAAUGAGGCACUUCAAAAAUAAAAUCUUAGAAACAAUGCAGAGCUUGAGAUAAUUUCUAAAAAGUUGUAAAACAACUGCGAGAACUUGACUCAUUGAAAGUCCCACGUGAGCAACAAUGCUCCAUUAUAUCUUCAUUUUUUUAUCAAUCACUUCUCCGUUAAGGUCAAGCCAAUAUUUUCUAAACUAAUGAAAAAUUUCUAAAAACAACUUUCUAAUGUAGAAUUUUUAACGGCAAGCGCAGUUCUCAAGAACCGAUCAUACUUUUCGUUUCACUAAUAGAAACACGGACAGUUUAUUGAAUGAGAGCUGAGCCUGAAAUCCUGCACUUAUAUAAUAUUAUAUAUUGCACUUAUACACUAGAUUUUUAACCGAGCAUUAUAAAGUUUUGUCGUUAACCAACAAAUCAUACUAUUUUCAAAACCAUUUCGAAUAGCUACUGGAUUAAGACGACUUAUAGGUUUAGCGCUCAAGUAAUCACGGUCGGUAUAUCAGCUCGACUAGUAUACUCAACAAAACUGUUAUAUAUUUGUCAUACAAUUUCUUGUUGUUUUGUGAAAUACUGCUGAGCUGACACUGUUUGGCCAGUUUACAAACCGGUUACCUAGAACCGGCUGUAGUGGGAACGGUAUUCAAAUUCCUCCAUUUUUUCAACUUUCAUUUGAAAAUUUUAAUACGAGACUCAGUUUUAGCUGAUUACAUUGAACAUUAAGAAUUUUAUAUUGAACGAAGAGUCGAUCUAGAUUAAUGAAAGGUUGCAAAAGAAAGGACUCUAAGUUGACAUGUUAAGAACAAUAGAAUAAACUACAUAUAAAAUGAAGGUUUACAAACAUAUAUAUUUCAAUACAACACUGUAAAACACUGCAAAUAGUCUUCUGAAUCCCGUUCGCAUUGAAAUAGCGCGUUCUCUUAGCAGCAUAGUGCCUCUGUGCAUGACUUUUAAAGAUAGGAAAGUCACUACGUAGCAAAUUAUGGUUCUAUCGGGUGCUGAUUAUCUAAAGCCAAGCGAUUUUUUUUGUCAAGCCGGGGCUCAUAAAAUAACACAAAUAUAUUUCUUAUUGUUCGAGCAUAAUUUUUGUUUUGCAUUUCAAACUUGGUAGGGACUAUUUCGUGACUUAAUAUUGACUACUUAAAUUGAGAUGGGCAAAUAACAAGUUAUCGAGGAGCAACAUCAAAUUUCUUGCUUAUUACAGAUUAGAACCAGACACUAAAUACGCUAACUAAUAAGGGACUGAUCAGUGCUGGCUUUGGCAUGUAUCGAUAUAUUCGUGUAUAUUUAUAUACUUUUAGAUAAUAAUAAUUUCUAUAUAUCGCGAGGCACUGUAUUUAGUCUUUCCAUGAGCUCUCUAAUGUCUGCACAAAUCCAAACUGUACACAAAGAACCACAGACGUUGUUCACAGCGCAAUAUCGUUAUUAUCACCCUCAUCGAUAUCGCAUUAUUGUAUUCACUGGUGUUUUUUUGCACCAAACACAGUAGGCAGCAAUUUUCGUGAUUGGUUUUCGUAUUAAAAACCCGUUAACUUGUAGUUUUUUCCAAAAGCAGCUUUAGUUUGUUAACUAUUCUCUAUUUAAUUGUAUAUUUAUCGGAUAUUUAUAUGUAUAUGUAAAAUAGCUUUAAAGCACAAUUAAAGCGACUUAUCACAUAACAACAUAAUUAGUUAACGCAAUGGUUGGCAAGGCAAUGCGUCUCCAACAGAGACUCUUAUCUAUAUUUAUGCAUACAUAACAUAUACUAUAUUACAUAUAUUUAUAUAAAUAUAUAUAUAUAUAUGUGCAGUUUCGUAUGUUAGCGCUGUAAAUUUACUUGCACACUCGGAAAAAUACGUGUAUUCAGGCAAAAGCAUUUUCUUGUAAUAUAACUAUUUAGCAUAUAUAAAUUGUAAAUUUUUUUUCGUGCAACUUGUACUAAAUAAUUAUAAUUUAAUUGGUUUUCAUUUGUAAAUAAAUAUAAUUAUAAUGUUAGUCAAAGCGGUUAAUUGAACAGCACAAACACCAAACACAUGCAUACAAAUAUGGUAGUGUGUGUGUACAAUAUUAAAAAAGAAAUUCAUGAAAUUGAAAAAAAAGUAUGAAAAUGGUAAAAAUAUUGCAUACAAUAAAAUUAAUUGCCAUAAAAAAAUAAUUAACGCAUUAUAUGCUACUAAGCUAAGGUAGGAGCCGAUAAAGUAAUUAAAAAUAAUAAAAAAUUAUAAAAACUUUGAAUUAAAUAAAAUAUUACUCAUUUAUUGCGCGCAAAUGUAGCGUAAAUUACAUAAUUUGUGCAUAAACACAUACAAACACACGUUUAUUUGUUUGCGCGUGCAAAAAAGACAGAAAAAUGUAUGAAAUGCGACAAUUGAUUUUCAGUGAUCUAAAUAUUAAGUUUAAAAUUAAUUAUUUGUAAAUAUAAAAAAAAUUAAUUACACAUAUGAAUAUUGAUAAUUAUACAUACAUACAUAUAUAUGUACAUAUAAAUUUAAAAAUAUACAAAAAAUCAAAUUAUAUUGAGAGUACUAUAAAAAAUUAUUGAAAGCAAUCAUAUAUUAAAUAAAAUGAUAAUUAUUUAAAAAACAAACUUAAAAUGUAAAAUAUCAACAGUAAAACAUAAAAACAUAAAAUAAAAAAAAAAUUAAAAAAUUAAUUAAAUUCAAUAAAAAAAGAAGUUUUCGCAGCUAGCAAACAUUGAUAUUGCACACACAUAUUUGCAAAUAUUCAAAAACAAGCAAUAAUUGUACGAAAUAUUAUACAAAAUAAACUAAGGCAAGAGAGAAAAAUGUAUGUAAACAAAAGCACUUUACAUUAACAAUUAAUUACAAAACUUAAUAAGCAAAUAUGCAACUGUAUUAUAUUGUACACUUCUCAAUGAUAUUGUCUAACACAACAAAACUUAACGAAAACGACUUAAAACCAUUUCGAUUUAAAUUAUUUUUGGCAGCAGCUUAGGCGUUAGUGUCUACAGUCAGCACGAUAAAUAUGCGAACACAAAAAAUGUUUAAAUUUAUAAAAUUAUAAAUUUUGUAUGUUUUUUUUUUGUUAUAGCAUUUUUUUAAUUUAGUAUUUUACUUAAUCCUAAUUAUGGUUUUCGCCAAUUGAUAGUAUGCUGUAUGUAUUUAUUGCAACUUUUACUCGGAAAUAAAACACACAAACACAUAUACUUAUUACAAGAACAAAUAGAAUUUGUGGUAGUUAUUAUAUUUGUCGUUUGAUUUUGGUUUGCGUUUUCAAAAUGGUAAGUUAAGUUACUAAUUGAUUUGUUUGCUAAUAGUUUAACUUUUUUUUUUGCUUUGUUUUAAACAUUUCCCCACUUAUUGAGAACAUAACCUCAACACUAGAAAAAAAACUUAAAACUUAAAAGCAACAAAUUUAAUAUGAACUUUUUUUCAAAACGAAUUCAUUUGACACCUUACCUCAUUUAUAGUUAACGUCACCUCAAAACUGCUGAACAUCACUAGCAACAUUCUUAUAUCGACCGUUUUCCACUGUUUCGAAAAUUUCGUUCAAACCUAAUCUACACUCUACUAAACAUAAUCUCAAUCCAAGUGAAUAUAACCUUAACAAAGUUGAUGUUAAACAGAACAACAUCAUAAAAAAAGUCUGGCUACUUUACAAAUUUCAACGUGAUUUUUUUUUUUUCAAAUAAUAAAAAAAAGUCAGUAAUUUAAACUUAAUUUUAACUAGGUGACAUCUUUAAUAAUAAUUAUGUCAUAACCUUUCUGCCGAACCUUUCAAUAUUAAAUUAGAAGCCCAAAAAUCAUUACUUAUCCGCUAGAUAAGAAUAAUCAAAAAAAUUCUGGCAUCACAGUGUGUAAUUAAUGGCAUGUCUGUCUCAAUCGCUCCGGCAGUCAAUCAUCCGGCAGGUUCUUAAACAGCAUUUAAGUCUAUUUUCUAUGCUAUAUUCGAAUUCUUAAUUACAAAUUAAGGACUCCAUUGGUAAUGAAUGCUACUUAAUAACCCUCGAAUUGAUCAGCUGAAGGAAUUUCAACUAUAUAUCUCGCUAAUUGCAAUAAAAGCGCGAUUUAAUUGACAAGAAAAUUUCAACAAAUAUAUUUAAAAACUAAAAAAUCGCUUCAAGGUUACAUCAUUACAAAUUAUAUUUAAACGAAAGUUUUUAUUAAACAAAAAUCAAACCUUAGGCAGGCACGAAAUAGUAAUAAUUUGAGCUAAAUUGAGUGCUUCGAAUAUCUCAUCGCUUGAGUGCCUGCGUUAGUGAACGAGUUGAAGUUGACAUUUGAUUAGAAUAAGACGUAGGACAAAGACACUCUCAAGGGAGGAAAUAAUCAGAAAAAUUCAAAUUCGUAGUCUAUUGACAAGAAAAUUGAAACAAUGACUUUAAUUUCUCUAAAAUAUUACAAUAAAUAUUGUUGGCUUAUCCUUUGCAAGGUGAAUUUUUAUUAGUUGAAAGCGGACAUAAUCAACUCCUUUCAUCAGCUUCCGUAAGUGUUGCGGGCGGAAUCGGAUUGUUUACUAUAAACAUGUUGAAUAACUAGCAUAUUAUAAUUACACCGGUUUACGGUCAUUUUGCGACUGUGUGGUUAGAGGCUGUUUCUUGCUAAUUUUGGGUUGCUAAGACCGAAAAUUAUAGUAAAAAUUUCUUAACACGUAGAAGUUUUUUUGUUGUAGUCAAGUGGUGUAAGGGUCAAACUACCAACAUUUAAUAAAUUAACAAAAUUAGAUGUACGUGAUGGAACAUUUUUGAACUCAAAUUCGUAAUCAGGACAUCGAAAAUACUCCCAAAAACCUUUUAGCACAUCAGUCGCAAAUUUUUGCAUCAGAUUUGUUGAGUAGUGUUAUUGUUACCAUUAGAUAGAAGUCUUCACAAAAACAACACACUUAAUUUUGCUUGUGUAACAACUCAAUUUACAAUUUAACUGUUCCGGUUAAUUGACAGAAGUUUCCGAAAAAUUUGCAAAACCUCAACGCUUCUUUGAUUUGUAUGAAUAGCAAACUUGGUUACUCAAUUUACAACUUAAAUGUCUCGGCUAAUUGAGUCUUUUGAAUUUAAAAUUUUAUUAUUUGGAAAUUAUACUAUGCUGAAAGCGUUUGUGUGAAAUGAUCGGCUCUGCAACAAAUAUCUAUGAGUACUAGCGAUCUCUACAGGUUCUGCCACAAUCUCUGGUACUUAAAGUAGAUUUUGUUAAAACAAAUGUUCUAAUAGGUUGGCGUUUUAGUUGAUAUGCCUGCAUAACUACGAAUAUUGGGAUAUUUAUUGAUUAAUUUCGAGUUGCCUACUGUAAACCUUAAACGGUAACGAAUAAUCUGGAAGACUUAGAGAGCGCGUAUAUUUGUAUGUCAUAUUUAUCUUCAUCGGGUAGAAAUAGCGCUAUAUAUAUUUAUGGUGUUUUCGGCUAAUGAAUUCGAUGCCUAUAAUAAUAUAUAAUAAAUAAAAAUGCUAAUACAAUUCUGAGCGAUUCGUUCAACUCUGCAGCCAAAAAUCCGCUUUUAUCUAAAAAGUUACAAACAUAUUAAAAUUUUCGGAAUAAUUAAAUGUUAAUGCUCUGGUUUCUGAAAAUCACUAAAACGUUUUAGGCGUCAUAAAUCAAUAAAAUGCCAGUGUAGACACACAUGAAUAUAAUAAUAUAUUGUAUGUUUGUCAGCAUUUAAAUUUUUGUAUAAUGGAAAAUGGCUUCGGGGAAAGCAAAGUUGUUCGCAAAAUUUUCCAGCAAGUUAAUUUAAAUAAUUUUUCGGCGCAGAUAAUCAUGUUUAUGCAUCAAAUGGAAAUUUUUAUUCGAGAGCAAAUAAAUUUUUAAAAUGGAACUGAUAUGUGUGCAAAAUACGAGUACAUACAUACUUAUAGCUAAACACAUGUGACUGGUGGGAGUUUGCCAAAUUAUUGUGUGAACUAAUAUGAUGCCAAAAUUUUAAAAUCACAAUAAAUUUUGUUAGAAGCGCGAAUAUUAUUUUUGGAAAAAAUUUAAAAUUUGACUAAAAACCAUUAUUUAUACGCUUUCAUACAUUUAUGUAUUUUUAUGCAUUUCUAACUCGUCAGCGCAUUAAAAUGCAAAUUUAAAAAAAAAAAUUAAAAUAUAUAUAAUUAAACAUUUUUUUUUGGUUUGCGCUAGCUUUUGUUAUCUGAUUGCCACACUUUUCUCAUUCAAAUUAUAAUUUGCUGUUAGUGGUUAUUGUUUUUGUAAAAGCAUCUAAAAUGCUGCAUAAAUUUAUGUUUAUUAUAUGCGUAUGAUAUAUAGAAUCUAUUAAAAAGAAAGCAUAGAAUUUCGUUUAAAAUUAUAGCGCUGAAUGAGAAAAGGUAAUUCAACAACAACUAAUUUGGAUUUAGAUUUAUUCAUUUAUAUAUUUGCAAAUUUUGAUUACCAGGAAAUAAUAACACAUUGGUCGGUGAAAAAAUUUUACAAAACAUAUGUACAUAUAUUAAGACUCCAAUUCACUGAUAAAAUUUAUUUGUUUACCAUUUAGUUUUAGUAAUAUAUUUGAUAUCCUUCUAAAAUUGAAAUUGUAUAUUAAGUAUUUAUAGCAAUAAUAUAAGCUUAUUUGUGAAAAUUUUAGUUUUCCACAAAAUAAUUAAUUUUAAUUUAAGAUAAGAAAUUUUUUGUGGACUAGAAAUUUUGGAAAAGUUUCUAAUAUAAAUUUUAGUUUUAGAAUUUUUCUAAAAAUUUCUUAUCUAUAUUUAAAUUUUAGAAUUUUCUAAAAAUUUUGAAUUAAAAAUUUAAUUUAAUUUAUUUUUUUGCAAAGUUUUAUAAAGAUGCUUAUAUUAUUGCUGUAAAUAAUAAAGAAUUUAAGUUUUUUAUUACAAUAACCUACGACAUUGUCAAACUACACUGAUAGACUUAACUACCUAAACUAGAUUUAGGCUCCUAAAUCUAAUGGAGCAAGAAACGAUUACUACAUCCAUUGGUUUAUAAUGAGAGUAGCUCACGGAGUAUCGAUUAUCAAGUUAACAUAGUUGGGGUUGACAAUUGUUGAUAACAAUAAUCAACGCAGUCGAGAGCAAUCUCUAGAACUGUGCUCAAAAAUUGCGUUUUCCAUUAUAUUCUGGUACUAUGUUUGGUAUGGCGUUGUAAUGUUAAAGUAUAGCGACUUUCCAUUUAAGAGCUUAUUAAACUGAUAAUGUCAAACACUAGUGGUGCGCUUAAGUGAGUUUACCGACAUAGCGUUGUCGGUUACUCAGUUUACUUGCACAAGUAAUCGUCUAAACAUAUUAAGUCUCAGUAUGAAAGGAUCUCUACAACAAUUUUUGAGUGAGUAGAAUCUGGAGACACUGCUUUUGUUAUAGCAAUGGUCUUCGUAAUACCAGUUCAAUUAUUGAAACGAAUUAUUGUUUUUUAUACAGCAGCAUUUUAUUUCGUUACUGUUACUCAAUACUACCAAUUAUUUAUUGGAAACCACGGCUUCUUGAAUGAGUUGAUAAAAUUUUUUAAAAAUUCUUACUAAAUCUCAUCAUUAUUGGACUAAUUACCUGGCAACUAAGUGUAAAUUGAACUCAACUAGCUAAGGCAAUUAUGUGGUUAAUACAUAUUUAAAUUAUUGUUCCCUAUGAGACCCUUUUUGUGAGAAAAAUUAUAACUCACUUAAAAUAUUAUUCUUUACUUCAAAAUAGAAGCUUCAGCUUUUAGCUUAACACUAAAGAAGAUUAUAAUUUGGAAUACGUUUUCGUAUUGAAUUUUAUUUAAAAUUUUGUUUGGGUAAUCCUCUAAAAUAAUUGUGUAACAGGUUGUAUUAAAUUUUGCGCGCAGUUUGUAAUACCCAGAAGAAAACGUCGGAGAUUGUAUAAAAUAUAUUUAUACAUAUGUAUAUGUGAUUAGCGUGACGAACUGAGUUGAUUUAGCCAUGUCCGUCUGUCUGUAUAUAUGCGAAUUAGUUUUUCAGUUCUUGAUAUAUCGCUGUGAAAUUUUGAACACGUCUAUUUCUUACAAGAACCUGCUCAAUUGUCGAAAGUCAGUGAUGAUUGUUGAAGGUAACUCAAAAUAUCUCAAAAAAUCAAAAAAAUUUUCCAUAUCGGACUUCCUUGGCUAUAUAUGCCAUUAAAAGUGAACGAUCAAAACAAAGUUCUUAUAAGGAAAACGUUUUUAUUCACGAAAUUUGGUAGGGACUAUAGUCCAAGGCAACGCUAGAAUAUAAUUUUCUGUUCCAGGUCAUAAGUGCGGCGACGUAACAAAUAUUCAUAAAUUUUAAUUUAUUUUUAGAAAACUCUCUUAGAGUAUUGUGGUUUGUAAAUUUUAGUCAAUGUUAUUUCAAAAAUAUAUUUUUGAUAAUAUUUCUAAAUUAAUUCCAUAAAAAAUCUAUUAUUUUUGUUUGUUUUUUUACACGAGUCAUUUAAAUAAAAUAUAUAUUGUCUAUUAUUAUAUUUUCCUUGGCAAAGUCUUCUAAUAAUGUCAAGAAUAAUCAAAACUUCUUAUUAUUCAAAUCACUCUACAAGUUAACAUGCUAAACUAUUUUUAUAAUACAAAAACAAAAUGUAUGUCUUUAAAGUCGUUACAUUCUGCAUUCGAAACUCUUCAACAAAAACUUAGAAUACACAUAUGCUCGUAAAGAAUUCCAAAAUAUUUAUAAAUGUGACUAAGAAAUUGUAAAUGUUUACUCAAUUAACAUAUGAAUACUUAAAAAUUUCAAAUAAUUAUACGAAAUAUAAGGAAAAUGCAACAAAAAAGAACAAAUAAUAACAAAUAAAAACCAAUACAAGGGAGUUUAUAUACUAAAUAAAAGUAAAUGUUACAAAUCAGUGAAGAACUAAACCGAAAUUAAGUCAUUAUGCAUUUAAGCUAUUACGCUAUUAAGUAUUUAAGGAUACACACAUGCAUACAUGCAUAAGCGUAGUUAAGCGUAAUUCUUUAAAAAAUAUACAAUAACUGUAAGCAAAUUACAACAGACAAGGGAGUUAUCAAACAAAAAUACAUAGACGUAAGCAUAAAAAUAUAAAUUGUAACGUCAAAGCAGCACAAGGGAAUAUUGAGAACAAAAACAAAAACAAGUAAGAAAUAUUGUAGUAAUGAUAGUGAGCAAGAGAAUAUUAAAUAAGAAAGUUAUUGCAAUAUGAAUGAAGGCAACAAUAGAAAUGCUAAGAAAGGAAGAGACAAAAAACCAAAUGACAUACAGCACAGUUAUCAAAAGAGAAUCAACAACUUAACGCAUAAAUAAAUAAUUGAAUAAAUGACAGUUGAGGAAAUUGCUAAACAUAUAGCAUGCCAUUGAAAUCCACAAUAACGUUAGAUGACAAAUGAACGAGUAUGCGUAUAAUUGCCGAGUAAAGGCAAAACUUUUCGAAUUUGAAAUAAUAAGCUGGAAAAAAACCAUAAAAUAACAAUAAGACGCCCAGAGAACUCUUUAACUUUAGUUUUGAAAUUGACGCCCAAAAGUAGGCUAAGCCAAUACCAAGAAGGAUGUAUGCAAAGUGGGCAGUAACUGAUAUGGAAUGGCGCUUAGUCUACAUUUGAGCGCAUAGCAGUGUUUCAAAUAUAAAUAAUGGUGUGAAAAAAUAAGAAAAUGCGCGCAUUGAACUAUUUUAUUAACAAAACAGUAAAGAAGACAACAUGAAUCGAACAUCAUCACACCAAGCAGUACUAAACUCAAGAUAUUUAUAUAAAAAAUAUUAAAACACAAUUAUCGCUCAACUAAUUUGCAACUUACUACAACCACAAACAAACCACAUUUUCACAGAAAUACCCUUAAAAAAAGCCUCGAAAAAUCGAAAGCAAAGUUUGAGCGCAAAAGAGAACUACUUUGCUUUAAUAAAAUUUUUUGAUUUUCCAAACGCUAAAAUUAUUUAAAGGUUUUCGUAUUUUACGUCUAAAGAGUAAAGACACUUCCACAACCUCCUUUGCUAAUUAUUUUCAUAUGAAUAUCAAAGUUUUAAGCAUUUUUCAAAUCACUACCUUCAAGUUCUCAGUUUGACUGUUUGAGUUCUUUCAUACAUAAUACACACCCUUUAUACAUACAUAGCCAUAUACUAGGUAAUAAUUUGCAAGUUUAUAUAAUAUAAAUUAAGUAUAAAAUAAAAUACAAAUGGGUAUAGUUAACCAAAACUUACGAUAAACAAGGAAACAAGGAAAUAGUGUAGUAAUUUAGUAAAAUAUUUUAAAUAAAGAACAUUUAAAUGAUCUGAAA
Bactrocera oleae (olive fruit fly) is the source of this 14910-nucleotide messenger RNA. The record is from RefSeq and is a predicted model, not a curated record. Lineage: Eukaryota; Metazoa; Arthropoda; Insecta; Diptera; Tephritidae.